Messenger RNA from Fusarium odoratissimum NRRL 54006, 2898 nucleotides. RefSeq lists its product as uncharacterized. Bases 932 to 2035 code for a protein of 367 amino acids. Lineage: Eukaryota; Fungi; Ascomycota; Sordariomycetes; Hypocreales; Nectriaceae. The transcript is spliced from 3 exons. The record is from RefSeq and is a predicted model, not a curated record.
CUCCGCGACUCACGUCUAUUCCCGUGCCCCACUGUUGACCCUUCGAUCAUACAUCCUCGUUUUUGUUAGCUGCUCUCAGUCAUAUCCUCCUCAACGUGACCAAAAGACUGUCACCACACCGACUCGGCGGAAUCGUACGCCCGUACCGGCUUAGUGAAAGCUUUUUUCCUAGAGCAUCUACUUGGUCCCUCAUAGAGACCCUGGUGCAUUGUAGUGGCCCCAGCAGAUCGCAGUGGGCUCGAGCUUGUCAUGCUCAAGGUCUCUUACAUGGGGUCUUGGCCAGGAUCCUCCUAGUUGACGGCGAGACAACCGUUUGACAACUCAUCCGCAAAUCAGCCCUGGGCCCCAAAGCCCCAGACAAAGCUACUUAGACCUAACUAACGCCUUGUUCUUCGUCAUCUUUUCGACGUCCAGCCUCUACCGGGCAUGAACGCGCUAGGCUCUAGCUUACGAUUGGGAGUCGACUUGAUAAACUACGUUGCUACCCAGAUCCCCGGCUGAGCCAUCAGCUCUCUUGCCUGAUCAGUAAACCGCUGUGUUUUGUUUGCGAAUAAUAGGCCGGCGGCACCCUGCUUGCAGAGCCGUUUGAUCUCUCAACUCGACUACUAUCUUCCCCAGCUAGCCAUCCAUUCCCUGCCUCACCACACCCCCCGACUAUCGAUCAUCGCGACUACUCCCACUGUGGACUUCACCUCUUCAGCAACCCCGCGGUGACCCCUCCAGCACUAUCAACAACACAGUUCCGUCACAUAUUUGCAACCACAUCAUUUUGUUUUAAAAGGAUACCCUUUCCUCCCCGUUGAUACAGCACCGUUUAUUGUGUAACUAUUCCGGGACAUUGAAACUGGCUGCCUUACAGUCACCAGCGUUGCCGACCACCCAUCAGCUGGGACCGACAGCAGGGUCGUGUGGUAUCGAAGGUCUUCGGGGCAUGGACGACUCGAACCGUAUGAGGAGGCAGAAUGAACCGCCGGUCCAUUCGAACCCCAAUCAGAGAUACUCACUUAACGAUCCGUCACAACAGCGCCGUUCGCUCGCUGGAAUUUCCAACGACAGAUAUCGCCCUGCAUCCCUUGCUGGCCCUUCAUCGUCAGGGCGAGGCAUGGGAGCUCCGGGUAACUACAGUAGCUACUAUUCAGAAUCUAGUCCAUCGUUCUCGACGGCAAAUAUGCCUGGCACAGCUAUAGCUUAUGGCUCUGAGUACGGCCACGACUCUCGCCAAGCGCAAGGCUUUGGCGGCUACAGUACCGCAGCUACGAUGAUGUAUAACGUUGGCCAACCGAGCACGCAAAACACAGUUUACGAUGCGCAGCAAUUCAGCUCGCGGCAACCUGCAGCUAUGCAAAUGAUGCCACCAGACGUCGCCUCGAGCUACUUUGGGUCUGAGACUGGAGCCUCAGCUGGCCCGAGUCUACAGCAACCGGCGCAGGGCUCAAGCGGAUCCGCGAAUGUUUAUCAGCAAAGCAAUGCCAUGAAUUAUGCGAGCAACAGCAUGUCCACUGUGAGCGCAAUGCCGCAGGCAACAAACACCGCCGAUGUUUCAAUGACAGACGACCACGACUAUGCAGAAGGCGCCCUCGAGGAGAAAUGGGUCAGUUACCAGAGGCAGCUAGGGAGCAUAUUUCAGGAGAUAGUGAAUGGAUCUCUUGAGAGUGCGUCUGAGACAUUGCUUAGCGUCACUAGCUGGCUGUUGUCUCAGGUCGCAGAUCUAGGCCUUAAUCUUGACGAUACCAACCUCCAUGCUGAUCGUAUUCAACUGUGGAACGACUUCAACCACGCUUGGCUCGGAUUAGGCCAGCGCCAAAUUGAUCUAAUGACUUCAUCUCAACAACUUUCAAGAACGCAAAGUCUGGUUCCAAAAGCUAUGAUUAAAAAGAUGGGAAACGAACUAAUAAGGCUAUGUGACGGUAUUGAGCGCCAUGGCCUGGUGGACUAUCAAUAUGGAGUAUGGGAAGAUCAAAUAACUGCUGUUCUCGAAGACUGUCUGGAUUUAUACGAUGCUUCAGAAGAAGGCAGUGACAGCGGCAACCGAUAACGCACACAGUUAACACUGCACAAGGACUCAAACACAUGUCUCACACACACGGCUCAUUUUUGACACCGAUAUUUGCGUUCAAAAUUCAGGCAUCGCGGCCCAAUGCCCGCAUUGCGCCACUGUAUUGAGCGCCAGCUGCAAUAAGGGAUCUGCUGUUUUCGUUGCGCUUCACAACUGUUUUAUUUUCACGCGUCGAUGUAUCGAUCGUUUUGUUGCGUAUUAUGCUUACCCCCUCGUCACUCGCACUUUACGACUUGGGUUGAUGUCAUGUAUGGUAAGCCCAACGGGCUGUUCACGAGUUUCCUUUUAUGUUGUUUUUGCCAGACUUUCUCCCACCAUUUGCUGGCAGUGUACGAAGGCAUAGGAUUACUACAAUCAUGAUUGCAUCGCGGGGUUCAAUGGAAAAGAGGGUAUGGUCAAUACUCUAUGUAUUAUACGGGUAUGGGAUACAUUGCUGGUCAUUGCAGAGGCAAAUGGAUAAGGGUUUGACACCGAAGGGCGCGUGGAUAAUGAUUUCGGGGAAAGGCGUUCAGACUUGCAUCAAGUUGCCUUGCUGUGGUUGGAGCAAAGGUCAGGUCAGGGUUGGGUUGGGUUGGGCUGGGUUUCAUAUUUUCUCUUUCUCUUCUUCUUUUCUCAUCAGGCUUCCAAGAUAGACUUGGCAGCACUGUACUAUUAUUACCGAGCCUUGCUUUGAGUUAGAGAAAGUCUGCGGUCAUGGGUUUACAGCAUUUAGGAGGGCGGGCAAAAAGAGUGGGACUGGAAGAACCUCGCGGGCUUGCCAGCUAUGUUAGAUGAAUGGGAAUACCAGGAUGAGACGCAUUUUUGAAUAGAAGCUGAUAGAAUUGUACUGUUACUGAGGAGUG